AUGGCGUUCUCCGCCGUGCAGAGGGUGGCCCUGGCCUCGGGGCUUAUCCUGGCGGUUUCGCUGCUGCUGCCCAAGGCGUUCUUGUCGCGCGGAAAGCGGCCGGAGCCUGCUGCGCCCGAAGGAAAACUGAGCCGAUUUCCACCCACGAUGCAUCAUCACCAGACCCCUUCUGAUGGCCAAACUCCUGGGACUCGAUUCCAGAGGUCUCACCUUGCAGAAGCAUUUGCAAAGGCCAAAGGAGCAGGUGGGGGCACUGGAGGAGGAGGGAGUGGAAGAGGCCUAAUAGGGCAGAUUAUUCCAAUCUAUGGCUUUGGAAUUUUCUUGUAUAUACUAUACAUUCUAUUUAAGCUCUCAAGGGGGAAAGCGACCGCAGAUGAUCAGAAACGCUCCACUGCCAUACCUGGAAACACCCACCGGAAGAUUACCAAUUUUGAGCUUGCUCAACUGCAAGAAAAGCUGAAGGAGACAGAGGAAGCCAUGGAAAAAUUAAUCAACAGAGUGGGGCCUAAUGGUGAGAGAGCAGAGACUGUGACUUCUGACCAAGAGAAACAGUUGUUGCGUCAGCUCCGAGAAAUCACCAGGGUCAUGAAAGAAGGAAAAUGUGUCGAUGGACCCACUCCAGAGAAAGAAGCCGAGGAGGCUCCUUACAUGGAAGACUGGGAAGGUUAUCCCGAGGAGACUUACCCCAUCUAUGACCUUUCAGACGGCAUCAAGCGUAGACAAGAGACAAUCCUGGUGGAUUACCCCGACCCAACAGAGCCUUCUGCUGAAGCUCUAGCUGAGAGAAUGGGGGGACUAGGAGAAGACUCCGACCAUUCGGGCUGGGGAGGUCUGCCCACUGAUCCCCCGGCCCAGGGGGAGAAUUCUGUAACCUCUCGUGAUGACCCAGAGCCAGCAGCAUGUGCUGACCGCUUCGGUGAAGAAGAGAACCCUGCUGUCUUGGCUGAGAAUGCUGGAUCCAGUGCAGACAGCUACAGUGAGCAGGAGGAAACCACUAAAGAGGAGUGGCCCCAAGACUUCCGGGAUGAGGGUGCAGGCAUCGACGAUGAUGGUAAAGCACACCCCGGGGCCAUGCUGCGGAAGCGGAACCUCCAGAGUUUAGAAUGAAGACAGCCAGUUUGGUGAGGUAGCCAUGACUGUGGUCCUCUCUCAGAUUUCCUGUACUUCAUUCAUUCAUAGCUGUCGGACCAUUGCCAUGGCAUCAUGUAGCUGUCCUGUGCUCACACACCUGUCACCUUGUAAAACAUCGUAGAGGUUAGUGUGAAUGCAAACAGCGUUUCUCCCACCAGAGAAGUUGACCCAUUGAGGAACUUUGUUUGGUUUAUCCUAACUGCAGAUGGGGCCACUUGGGGGCGAGGAUCUGGCUCCUCCUGCUAGGAGUGAGAUGGGUUCCCUGUAAGUGAGCAGACAUGAAUGAGGACUUGGAAGAGUGAAGAUUUCAGACUCUUAGGUCCUGUGGGCCUUGAGCAGGUUUGUGGCCCCCUGGGAGACACAAGCAUUUUGUUUUGAGGGACGGUGGCCACAGAGUAGGCUAAGACAGUUCUCCGCGCUGAAGCCUCGUCUUUACACCUGCACUCUUUCCAGGUUUGAAGUUGCCCCAAUUCAGUGUCGCAGAAGACCCCUCAGAAUGAGCCCAGAGGCCUGUCUUGGGGACUCUUUUGCCUGAAUGUUGCCUGGUCUGUAACUUCCUUUAUCCCUGCUGUGCCUAACUGAAUGGCCCUACUUAGACCCACCGUCGACCUUUUGGUCUUCAGUGGCCAGAGGAAGGUUUCCACGGGAAACUUUAGACCUUACCUUGCAAAGUCAAGGUUGGAGGCCUUUGGAAGGCCUGCCCAAGAGUGAUAGUCCUGUCAUGAGGCGCUCAGAAGGCUAGCCAACAAGGGAGAGGCCCCUACCCUGACAAUGUCUUUGCCUAGAAGCAACUUCUUAAUGUUGCGUGCUCCAGGAAAUGUGUCCCCACACCACAUCCAUUGAAACGGAAGUGCAGACUGAGGCUGUGUACAAAGUACCAGCCCAACACGGAUGUCGCUGAGAACCUGUGCCACGUGCAGAGGGGAAGAGACCGUGAUGGAUAUUCAGAUAGCUGAGUCUGUUGAGGAGUCCUGGGCCCACAGUGGGUUAUGCAUUGGUUUAGGUACCAGGAAUAUACUAAUAUAUCAGGAAUCCUGAUACUACUUUUGAUAAGUUCGGGGUUUUUGAGAAGUGUCCUUCAGGGAUAGCCAUUUUAGGUGAGCAGGAUGAGGGCAUCCUGGGACGGGUCUCUGUUGCUGCGCUUUCCUCCCUCAUACCUCGGAGCCGGCCUGGUGGGACACCCCCCACCCCCGCUGCUCGGGAGAAAGGUGAGCAGGCAGGCUAAGUCUAGCUGGUCAAGAUUAGUCUUGGAAACCGGAAGGGGAAUUCUACUCCAUUCGAUAAUAGGGUCACUACGAGUUGGAAUUGACUCGAAAGGCGUGCGUUUUGGGGGUUUGAGUCAUAGGAGAGCUGGGGAAAGUAGAUUAAUGGGGGUACAUUUUCAUCAGGCUAAAGGCUUGAUCUAAACUGCCGUCUGUUACAUGGUGUCUUGAAAGGAGGUGAGACCCAAGGAUUCCAACAAGGAUGAGGGAAUGUAUAGCUUACAUGCCAGGCCUGUUCCCCUGAGAAUACUGCCAGUCUUCAAAUGUGGGAGACCUGACGAGGAAGACCGGAUGUCCAGCAGCUCUUCGUGCCCCAGAGUUCCAGUGAGCCUGGCCUGGGAGUGCCGAAGUCACCCCCGCAAGCAUGCAGGACCAGAGACGCCACUGCAGACGGUGUCAGGACUGUGGCUCUGCCCACCUUGGAGUGAAGCACGUGACUCACCUUGCAAAGAACGAAGCAGUUGUAAAUGUUCCGAAGCCCACCUAGAGGUGAUACUAAAGGUGACAACACAGGUGCUCUUCCCUGUUUUGUUUCCCACACUCCAUUCAAUGAGGAAAGCACUACGUCCCUGGUUAAAGGCGGAAAUGUCUGUCUUGCCUUAUGAAAGAAAUACUUCUGUUCCCCUGUAGCCGCUUCAUACAUUUAUUAGUGGACCCUGCUGACUACCAGACACUGGGAACAAACAGCUGAAUCCCUGCCUUUGCGUAGCCCAAUCUAACAUGGAAGCCUGCGUGCGAUACGGCAUGAACUAUGAGACCAGAGGCACUCACCUAGGGCUCAAAGGUCAUGAGUUCUAUAAGCUUAGAAACAUGCACCCUAGUCCCAUCCCUGCUCGUUCUUGCUCUAGGACCUUGUACUGGCUCCUUAGCACCUCUACAAAUUAAAGAUCGUAAUAUGUAUUCCUUAGGAUGAUUAAUAAGGGUGCAUGCAACUACUGGUUCGACCUCCUACUGAUAACCAGGGAAUAAAUGGUAGCAGUUUCAUUUCUCGUUA
Echinops telfairi (small Madagascar hedgehog) is the source of this 3387-nucleotide messenger RNA. It is a transcript of the gene RIC3, whose product is annotated as RIC3 acetylcholine receptor chaperone. Gene Ontology annotation, biological process: protein localization to cell surface; synaptic transmission, cholinergic. The record is from RefSeq and is a predicted model, not a curated record. Bases 1 to 1107 code for a protein of 368 amino acids. Gene Ontology annotation, cellular component: neuron projection; intracellular membrane-bounded organelle; neuronal cell body. The transcript is spliced from 6 exons. NCBI's taxonomy places the organism in Eukaryota, Metazoa, Chordata, Mammalia, Afrosoricida, Tenrecidae.